Patella vulgata (common limpet) is the source of this 4336-nucleotide messenger RNA. Its product is annotated as DNA replication factor Cdt1. The record is from RefSeq and is a predicted model, not a curated record. Lineage: Eukaryota; Metazoa; Mollusca; Gastropoda; Patellidae. Gene Ontology annotation, cellular component: nucleus. Bases 2 to 2251 code for a protein of 749 amino acids. Gene Ontology annotation, biological process: DNA replication preinitiation complex assembly; DNA replication checkpoint signaling; mitotic cell cycle. The transcript has 11 exons. Gene Ontology annotation, molecular function: DNA binding; DNA polymerase binding.
UAUGGUGUUCAAGAUGGCGCAGUCAAAAGUCAAUGAAUAUUUCGUUGCACGUAAAAAGACGAAGGGGACACAGCAGUCUAAGCGGAGAAGGGUUGAAGUGAGCCAGACCGAUGACGAUAUAUCCAAUCUCAAAUUAAAUGUACGAUCUGCACCAUAUUAUGAUUCCUCUACAACUGAGGAGAGUGCCAAAACCGUGACCACGAACAAAACAAUAGCUGAAUUCCCGUCCGUUUCUACCCCAACAACAAAGCAACAGCGGUCAAAUUCGAAACAUAAACAAACAACUACAGCAGCACCGAAACGCAGAGGUCGGUCAGCUAAAAUUCUGACUAUUCCUGGUGACCAACAACUGAUAACAACUACAUUUUCAGCAAAAGGAAGUCUUGAUCUGAUCAAUACAAACUUUGCUACAGAAGAUAUAUUUAAUGACACUACCCAACUGACACGCCCAUUGGUAGAAGAAAAGUCACAGCUCAUAACUGUUAGUCAGAUUGAAAAUACUCCAAAAAAGCAAAUACAAGUUCCAGAUGAAAAAGCUGUAACUGUGCAGCCAAGACGAAGAAGAGAAAAGUUAGCAGAUCCAGCACCAGUGACACCGGAAAAUGUUCAGGUUCAAGAGGCCUAUUCUAAAUCGAAAAGCCUUGGUAGUGUUAGAAAACAGUUGAAGUUACCAAAUAAAGAAAAGGUUGAAGUUAAUCACGAUGAGAAAGAGAGCACCAAAGUACCAUCACCCAUAUCAAGAAUACUUGAGAAAGAAUUGCUUCCACAAAUAUCGCCAUUACCAAAUACCCCCAACAAUGAGAUUCAGAAACAAAGUAAAGGUCCUAGUCUACCUAUAUCACCUAAAGUAAAAGCUGCUAUGGAAAAGUGUAAAGAAUUACAAGUAAAGGAAGAUUCUUCAAAACCAAAGACUUUAGAGGAGAAAAUGCAACCUGAGCAACUCAGAAGACAGCUGAGAAAAUGUGGGAAACUGGAAGAAUUAAAAGCGCAAUUACUACAAAUGAACAAAUCCAUAUGUAAAGUAAAAAAAACGCCUAAGUUAAAGAAAUUUGCUGAUGUUAAAAUUACAUCACCCGUAAAAGUAGAGAAACCAAGUUUGGUGGACAGUAAGAGUGCAGCUAUACCAGCGUAUGAGAAAUACCAUUCUUUAGCUACUCCGGCUGCUGCUACUCUAAAACUACCAUUAAAAUAUCAGAAGUUAGCAGAGACAUUCCGUUGCAUGGACACAGUAGUUAGCAUGAUGCAUAACCGCUAUGAAAUAUGUACAUAUUCUAAGCUUAAGAAUGCUGUUCAAGUCAUGACUAAGAAAAACUUUGAAACACAUCAUGUAGGUCAAGUUAAGACAGUUCAUCCAGCAGCAUAUCAUCUCAAACAAGAAAAGGGACUUCCCCAAUUUGGUAGUAAAUGUAAUGAUUAUCAACUAACUAUUGAGGCUAAUCUUCAAUCAGCUAAUGAAAUGAAAGAAGAUAAGUUAAUAGGAAAACAUGUACUGUUUUCUGCUAGUCAUCUUUUAGAACGAAGAAAUGUGUUUCAUACAGAACUGAUAAAUCGUGUUAAAUAUCAUCACAAGAAUUUUUUGGACAACUUAGACAAACCGUUGUCCAUUCCUGAUGAUAAGAUAACCCGUUGGCAUCCAGCGUUUCCAUUAGAUCAAGUUGCUGAUAUAGAAGCUGCAGAGUUACCUCAACCACCAGUAGUUAAUAAAUAUCACUCCGCUAAAGAUGUUCUGGAUGAAAGAAGAGGAAAACUGACACCUAAAGUGGAAGAAGCAUUAGAGAAUGUAGCAUCUUUAAAUAUAAAAAACGAGAAGAAAGACAUUAAGGAAGAACCAUCUGUAACUGUACCUAAUAAUGCUGCCUAUAGAGGAAUACCUGCUUCUUUAUUAGAAAAGAUUCGGGCUAAAGAAGCUAAGAAACUAGAGUUAGCAAUGACUAGAGACCCUGAAGAAGAGAAGAAGACCGUAAUGAUGAGCAGACUGCCAGAUCUGAUCAGAAUAAUCAGAACACAUUUUGUUACAGAAAAGAAACCUGCACUGCCUAUAGAUUCGGUUGUUAAAAAACUAGCUGACAGUACAAAAUCAAAUUUGUCAAUUACUGAUGUACACAAUCAUUUAAAGCUUCUCUUAAAUAUUUUACCAGAGUGGAUAUCAAUGGUAGAGAUUAAAAAAGGAAAAUAUUUAAAAAUUGGAAGAAAUAUGGAUAUACAUGACAUGAGUAAUAAAAUAACCAGUUUAAUUAAAGCUAGGAAGUAGAUAUAUCAUAUGUUUGAAAUUUUUAUUAUAAAAGGGACUCCACAAUCUAUGAGGAUUUAUUCUAUAAAGAAAAGAAGGCAUGCAUUUCUAAUUUUUAUACGCCCACAUUUUCAUGUGGGCCUAUAUUGUCGUCGCCCCUGUCCGUCCACAAUUUGUUUGUGAACUCUCUACAGGUCACAAUUUUUAUCUGAUUUCGACAAAACUUGUAAUUGUCAAUCUUGGCUUUAAUAAUGUACUGAUUGCUGUGAUAGGCAACAGCUUCAUGGUUUUUGGACCAAUAAACAUAUCAGAAGCAUAUAUAUAGCAGUGACAAAUAUUGAUCAAAACCAAUUCUUCAUUCAUUCUAGUUUACAAUUCAUAUUAGUGAACCAUUUUGCCAAUUAUCUCAAAAUGACUGUUCUAGACCCAUAUGGACAACAUGUAACCAGGAUAUUAAGUUGACAUUAAGCCAAAUUUGAAUCCGAAUAGCCAUGCCAUUAUCAGUUACAAUGUAUAUUUAGGUAAUUUUCUUUUGCUCUGGCCUGUAAAUUCCAUUCAAGAUUGUUGAGUCUUUUUAGUACAUAAGCUUCAAAAAUCAAACUUUGCAUUAUUUUGAAACCUGUUUUUGUAAUUUAAUUCUGUUAUAUUUUUUUUUAUAAUAAUUAUAUUUUUAAAAAUUAGUAGUUAGUUACGCCAUUUUUAAAUUGUUACUUUUGAUUAUAAUUUUCAGUUUGCAAUAAUAUCUAAGAAUUGACUAAUUAAGAUAUUUUAGAUCCCCAAGUUCAUUGGAUAUUUCAAUAAUUUACAGUGUUUUUAGGAUAAGUUUAUUCAUGUUGUGACAGAAUUGCAAUCAUAAAUUAAAAUAACACAAGCCAGAUUCAAAGUUUUACAGAGUUAAAGAAGCAUUAAGUAAGAUUUAGAUAAAGAACUUGCCACUCUUGCUAUAAUAGGCUACUUCAAAAACAGAUAAUGCAAAAUGAAUACAUUUAAAAUUUUAUUCAAAUUACUUUAUUCUUACCGAAUUUAUCAAUAUAGUUUUGACAAGAUGUGUGCAUUGAUUGUUUAUUAUCGAAGUUAAUUAAUAAAUGUCUAAUUAAAAAUACAUUAUGUAAAAUUUAGAUAAAGAACUAGCCAUUCUUGCUAUGAUAGUUCGAAAGUAGAUGAUGUAAAAUGAAUAAUUGGAAAAUUCCAUUCAAAUUACUCUAUUGCAAGCGAAGAUAUUAGCCUUUGAAGGUUUGACAGACGUGUGCAAUAAUUUCAACCACCGUACUGGUUGAUCAAAGCUAAGUCUCGGUCCUCACUAUUUGAUUAAAUCAAAGUAUCGCUGAACCAUUCUAAUCUAUAUCGGAGAAAUCUGAUGCCAUCGAGAGUUGAUUAAGGCCUGGAUCAGUUAAUUAAUGUCUAAUUAAUACUUUAGAAAACAUUUCAGGCCUAAAGAAAGACCUGCAAUAGGCAGAUUUAGCUCUUGCAUAAUGCAUGUUUAAUAGUAUAGAUUUAACACCUAAAGAAAGGCCUGCAAUAGGCAGAUUUAACUCUUGAAAAAUGCCUGUUUAAGUAAGAAGAAACUAAAUUUGAACAGUUAUCUGCAAUGGACACACUUUUGUAUAAUGAACUUUUCGUUUAUAAUGUCAUAUCACAAUAUUAGAAUUGAUUUAUUUAUUAUUUGUAUAUUUUCCAUGUUUGCUUUAUAAUAAGCCAUUCCUCAGCAUGAUGGAAAUAUUUUUUCUCAUUAUUUUUAUACCAAACCAAUAAUGAUAGUUUUAUCUGGAAUAUUUAGAAAUUCAUUUUUAGAGAUAAUUUUUAAUAUCUAUGUGCAACAUAUACAUCCUACACCCAUGUAAAUUUUCAAAGAAUGUACAAGAAAUGUAUGUAUGUAAAAUUGUCAGAAAAAUGUGUUAAAAUCCAUUUAAAUUUUAUUUUCUUACUAAUCCAUUGAUAAUGACAAUAGGAGGAGCAUUUCACAUAAGCUUAGUCUGUUCUCAAAAUCCCUGUAUCUGGAUUAUCAUAAGUCAUCAUCUGUGAACAGUGAACAUUUGGAAACCUCUCAGGUGGGGUCUUUUGUCUAAAAGUUUCCCAGGGCCGACACAGAAAUAUCUGACAAUCCUC